Molecule: messenger RNA, 2659 nt
Organism: Mangifera indica (mango)
Lineage: Eukaryota; Viridiplantae; Streptophyta; Magnoliopsida; Sapindales; Anacardiaceae
Product: probable methyltransferase PMT27
Exons: 8
Coding region: 12-2477 (821 amino acids)
Cellular component (GO): endosome; trans-Golgi network; cytoplasm
Molecular function (GO): methyltransferase activity
Source: RefSeq, a predicted model, not a curated record
CAAAUGCAAAAAUGGUUCUGGGCAAUAAGCGUGGUCCUAGGCGUUCAUCUUCUUCAACAGCUUCAACUGUAUCAACCAUUGUGUUCAUAGUAUUAUGUGUUUUAGGCGUAUGGCUGCUGUCCUCCAAAUCCUUUGCACCGCCGCAAAAAACCACCAGCACUGCCACUGACGACACCAAUGCCAAAACUUUCUCAAACGAUGAUAGAAAAGACCAAACUGUUUUCGAGGAUAAUCCUGGUCUUCUACCCAACGACGCCAUUCAGUCAGAUGAUCAAAAUGGUCGUGAAAGAGAUGAAGAAGCCAAGCCUGAUGAAGACCAGAGGAAGAAGAUUAUUAAAAAUAUUGCAAAAGGCGAGGAAGAUAAGCAGGAACAAGGGCAGACUCAGAUAUCUGAAGAGAGUGCUUUGACACUGAACCAACAACAAGAACAAUCAAUGGCAAACCAUGGUGACGAGAAAGAAACACAGUCAACUGAAGAAAUGAUGAAGCAACAGCAGCAAGAAGAUGCUGGAAAUGGAAACCAGACUGUAAAUUCACAGGAUUUGCAUAAUCAGUUAUCGGAUGAAGAUAAUAAGAGGAGAAUGAAAAAGCAUCAAGAUCAACAUGAACAGAAGAAACAAGAAACUCCUAAAAAUUUCACCACCUUCAACGAUACAACAAACCCAGUAAAAGAAAAACCAAAUGAUAACUUACAGACGCGUCAACAAACAACGGAGGAGUCUCAAAGAACGAAGGAACAGAAGCCGACUAACUCCAACUCGGGCGAUGCCCACCACGGGAUUCCCCAAGAAUCAUCCGAGUCAAAGAAGUCAUGGUCAACUCAGGCGGUUCAGUCUGAAACUCAAAAAGAAAGACGUACAGACGAGCACAACAGUAAUCACACAUGGCUACUUUGUAACGAAACUGCGGGUCCUGAUUUUAUACCUUGUUUGGAUAAUGAAAAGGCCAUCAAACAGUUACGUUCGACUAUACAUUACGAGCAUCGUGAGAGGCAUUGCCCUGAGAAAGGGCCGACUUGUUUGGUCCCAAUUCCACAGGGAUAUAAAAGAUCAAUCGAUUGGCCAGCAAGCAGAGAUAAGAUAUGGUAUCAAAAUGUACCCUACACAAAGCUGGUAGAGGUGAAGGGACACCAAAAUUGGGUUAAGGUAACGGGUGAAUUUUUGACAUUUCCAGGAGGAGGCACACAGUUCAUACAUGGCGCUCUUCACUAUAUUGAUCUUAUUCAAAAGGCGGUACCAGAAAUAGCCUGGGGGAAGCACAGUCGAGUGAUAUUGGAUGUUGGCUGUGGAGUGGCCAGCUUCGGAGGGUACCUAUUCGACAGAGACGCUCUAACCAUGUCUUUUGCUCCAAAAGACGAGCAUGAAGCUCAAGUUCAGUUUGCACUUGAAAGAGGGAUUCCUGCAAUAUCUGCUGUCAUGGGUUCUCAAAGGCUUCCAUUUCCAAGCAAUGUCUUUGAUGUUGUUCAUUGUGCACGUUGUCGGGUGCCUUGGCACGUAGAUGGCGGUAAGCUUCUUUUAGAAUUGAACCGAGUUUUGAGAUCCGGUGGUUACUUCGUCUGGUCAGCAACGCCCGUGUACCGGAAGGAUGAAGAAAAUGUGAAAAUCUGGAAGGCAAUGUCAUCAUUGACUCUAUCGAUGUGCUGGGAUCUUGUAACCAUCAGGAUGGACAAAUUAAACUCUGCUGGCUUUGCCAUCUACCGAAAACCCACCACCAACGAAUGCUACGAUAAAAGAAGACAUAACAAUCCUCCAAUGUGUAAAAAUGAGGACGACCCAAAUGCUGCCUGGUAUGUGCCUCUGCAGGCAUGCUUGCACCGGCUGAAUCCUGAUAAAGCAGUGAGAGGAUCCCAGUGGCCGGCGGUCUGGCCAAACCGACUGUACACAGCCCCUUACUGGUUAAACAGCUCCCAGAUGGGGAUUUAUGGAGCACCAUCUCCUCAGGAUUUCAUAAAAGAUCAAGAACAUUGGAAAAAUGUGGUGAGCUCGUCAUAUUUGAACGGGCUGGGUUUCAGUUGGGCCAAUGUGAGAAAUGUCAUGGACAUGAAAGCUGUUUAUGGGGGGUUUGCAACAGCUUUGAAGGAUCUUCCAGUGUGGGUUAUGAAUGUUGUGAACACAAAUGCUCCUGAUACACUUCCCAUAAUCUAUGAGCGUGGUCUUUUUGGAAUUUACCAUGACUGGUGUGAAUCAUUCAGCACAUAUCCACGUUCCUAUGAUCUCCUACAUGCUGAUCAUCUAUUCUCAAUGCUCAAACAGAGGUGCAGUAUUCUUCCCGUGAUGGCAGAGGUGGAUAGAAUAGUCAGACCUGGAGGUAAAUUGAUCGUCCGUGAUACAACAAAGGUAAUUGCUGAAGUUGAGAACUUGCUGAAAUCCCUUCAUUGGGAAAUUACUUUCACCAACCACAAAGACCAGGAUGGGGUACUCAGUGCUCAGAAAGGCCAAUGGCGGCCUCAGACAUACAUGCAGGCUGCUUCUUCGUAAUGUGAGGAAAAAAAAAAAAACUGUCAAUGCAUAUUAAUUCUCCCACUAGAAUGCACAUGUAGAACCAAAUAAUUGCAGCUAUCAGUCAUUUCAUACCUUAAGGUCAAAUGUAUCAGAGCUUAAAACACAAUGGGUGAUCUGAUUUUACGAACUAAAGUGCAGAGAACAUGUACUCUUGAAUA